Molecule: messenger RNA, 1113 nt
Organism: Candidozyma auris
Lineage: Eukaryota; Fungi; Ascomycota; Pichiomycetes; Serinales; Metschnikowiaceae
Gene: GPD2
Product: Gpd2p
Exons: 1
Coding region: 1-1113 (370 amino acids)
Biological process (GO): carbohydrate metabolic process; glycerol-3-phosphate catabolic process
Cellular component (GO): glycerol-3-phosphate dehydrogenase (FAD) complex; nucleus; cytosol
Molecular function (GO): protein homodimerization activity; glycerol-3-phosphate dehydrogenase [NAD(P)+] activity; NAD binding
Source: RefSeq, a predicted model, not a curated record
AUGACUCUCCCAUACCCUAUCCCACAACCAUUUAGAGUUUGCAUUAUCGGCUCCGGCAACUGGGGCACAGCUGUCGCCAAGCUUGUCGCCGAGAACACUGCUGAAAAGCCUGAAAUUUUUGAAAAACAGGUGAACAUGUGGGUGUUUGAGGAAGAAAUCGAGGGUAAGAAGUUGACGGAAAUCAUCAACACCGAGCACGAGAACGUCAAGUACUUGCCUGGCGUCAAGUUGCCCGAGAACCUCGUGGCCAACCCUGACGUUGUGGCCACUGUCGAGGACGCCGACCUCUUGGUGUUCAACAUUCCUCACCAGUUCCUUCCAAAGACUUGCAAACAGUUGAUUGGUAAGGUGAAGCCAACCGCCAGAGCCAUUUCUUGUCUCAAGGGCUUGGAGGUUGACGCUAAUGGCUGCAAAUUGUUGUCGCAGUCCAUCACCGACACCUUGGGCAUCUACUGUGGUGUCCUCUCUGGUGCUAACAUUGCCAACGAGGUUGCUAGAGGCAGAUGGUCUGAGACCUCAAUCGCUUAUAAUGUCCCAGACGACUUCCGUGGUGAAGGUAAGGACAUUGACGAGUUUGUCUUGAAGGAGGCUUUCCACAGAACAUACUUCCACGUGAGAGUGAUCAAGGACGUUAUUGGUGCCUCUAUUGCUGGAGCUUUGAAGAACGUCGUUGCCUGCGCUGCUGGUUUCGUCGAAGGUGCCGGUUGGGGUGACAACGCCAAGUCUGCCAUCAUGAGAAUUGGUCUUUCGGAAACCAUUCGUUUCUCUUCCUAUUGGGAGAAGUUUCACAUCAAGGGCUUGUCUCCACCAAACCCAAGCACAUUCACUCAAGAGUCUGCUGGUGUUGCUGACUUGAUCACCACAUGCUCUGGUGGUAGAAAUGUCAAGGUCGCUCGUUACAUGAUUGAGAACAAGGUUGACGCAUGGGAAGCCGAGAAGAAGUUGCUCAAUGGCCAGUCCUCCCAGGGUAUCAUCACUGCCAAGGAGGUGCAUGAGUUGUUGGUCAACUACGACUUGCAGGCCGAGUUCCCAUUGUUUGAGGCUACUUACAACGUUAUCUACGAGAACGCUGACAUCAACGAAUGGCCAGUGCUUUUGGAGCAGGACUGUUAA